This is a messenger RNA of Cryptotermes secundus, 3476 nucleotides long. RefSeq lists its product as uncharacterized. The transcript is spliced from 12 exons. The record is from RefSeq and is a predicted model, not a curated record. Lineage: Eukaryota; Metazoa; Arthropoda; Insecta; Blattodea; Kalotermitidae. The coding region runs from base 90 to 2069 and encodes 659 amino acids.
CAGCCCUGAUGAAUGGCGCUUUAGUUUCAAAUUACAAGUAACGGCCAAAUAUUGCUUAUUGUAGUAUAACUGUACCUUACUUCCUAAUAAUGUCAGGAAACGAGGAAUUUCCACUUUCCCAAACGUUAACAGAUAUUAAUUCUAUUUACAGGUCUAUUCUUGUGGAAAACGAGUAUCUUAAAAAUGAAAAGGAGUACCUCAAGACAUUGAAUAAUGAAUAUGAUGUUGUUAAAAAUGGCAUUAUUUACCUGGAAGAUCUCAAGAAAGAAAAGAUUAGCAAGGAAGUUUUGAUUGAUGAUAGUAUUGAGAGUGGAAGAAAUACACAGCUCUUAUUGAAGGAACAUAAAAGCAGCCUUCUUAAAGAACUGGAGGUGGAACAAAACAGAACUGCAGAACAGAAGAAGAACCACGACUUUAUCAUAUCCAAAUAUGAAGCAACCUGGGAACGUUAUAAGGAAAUCUACAGUAAACUUCCUUUUUCCCGUGAAAGAAAAAAACUUCAGCUAGAGUACAAGACGAAGCAUAUUCAGCUGAUGCAAUUCAAAGUGCAGAUAGCAGAAAUAAAACAGAAAUGUCGGCUUUUGGAACAAGUGCGAGAACAGAGGAAGAAGCUACAAAUUGUGAAACUAGCAGAAGCAUACAAAGACAGAGAAACCUUCUCAAAGAGGAAUGCUGCAAUGAUCCAGGAAAUCAGGAGGCUGAGGGAUGAGGUUGAAGCAAAGAAUAUUGAGAAGCUGAGGUUGAUGAACCUCAAAGACAAAGAUCGAACUGAAAGGUACCUCACUCGGGAUAUUCUGUCUACUCCUCCUUCAAACUUCGUCAUAGACAUCCCAUGUUUUAGCAUUCCUCAGUUAAAGCUUCCACCAUGGUAUUCUCCCCCAAGAAAGAUUCCAUGUCAUGAUCAGAAGUCCAGAAACACCAUGACAUCUGCAGCUGUUACAGACCCUCCUGUUGCAAGUCACAACGUUUCUCAUAUAAUGGCAAGAGAUAUGAGAAGCACUUCAAAUCCAAGGAGUGGAUUACAAACUGGAAAACAGAACAGCUGUGAGGAGACUAAUCCUUCACUAGCAACACCCAUGGCAGUGAACCAAGAUUCUUCUACAGCUGAAGAUACAGAGAAAGAUAAACAGGAAGAACUGCAAGCUGUAACUGAUUCUACAGCUAUGGAUGAGAACAAUACUGAGAUACACCCUUGUCAGUCCUCACUGCCAGCAUUUGAAGGCAUUCCAGCUGUUGCCACAGUUCAGCCGGAACAAAAGUCUGGACAGUCCCAGUGGUCCCCUGAAGAAGCUAUGGAUCAGACACCAACAUUUACAUCCACUGAAGGUCAGACUGCUCAGCAGCAUUCAAGACAGGCAGAUCCUUUUCCAAUAGAAACAUCUCCUGCUUCUUCUACACAGCAAACUGUAGCACAUGCUACUGAAGCUGUAGGCAUCAGAGCAGCAGGUGGGAAUAUACUAGAGCUCAAUGUUCAGACAACAGAUGCAGGGCCCACAGUGGGCCCUCGUGGAGAUUAUCAAGAAUCACCUGUACACACUGUCGAACAACAAGUGUCAGCUCCUCAGGCAUAUACUAUGAACACUGUUGAAAGUGGUUCAACAACUUCUCAGGCAGAGCCAACAACAACCACUGAAGAUGAUAAUGAGAUAGACAUGACUGCUGAUAAGGAAUGUUACCGCUCACCCAUUACAGGUGAAAAUUUGCAAGGGACUGAUCAAACAUCAGAAGCAGACCAACAUCAUGAUCAUUUUUGCUGCAUUGCAAGCCCUGAGGAUGAAUGCUGUGCUUUAUCACCACAAGGAGACUUCCUGAUGACCAGUCCUGAUGGAACAGUUUCUCCAAAAUCCCCCCCGUUUGUUAUUUCAUCCAGCUUUCAAACAGCAAAUGACGUCCUGUUUGGGGCUCGUAGCAACCAAAAAAGCAACACUGGGUUUACUUUUAACUUUGGUGCAUCGAACACUGGUGGAGCUCACACCAAUCAGGGAGCUGAUAGGGGAAACCCAACUGAAGCAUUUCAAUUUGACUUCAAUAAGAAGACACCAUCUCGAAGUUUCUUCCAGUUGUUUUAAGUGUUACUGUUAUGUUUCCCUGGGUUUAAAUAGUUUUAUGCAAUCUCCUACAAUUUUGAAUUCAGAUCUAUAGAAUUAUGUUUAUCUGAUAGGCAGAAUGGGGGUCAGGUGUUGGUUAUAGGGGGGCUAGAACAAUACCUGAGAGGAAGAUGGGAUGAUAUGUAACUGUCUUUCAUUGUUUAUGGAAAAGAUUUCUUGCUUCCUGCUUCCCUCCCCCCCUCCCCCCAUUUAAGAUGAUGUUCUCAAGUUUAAGAAUUUAUUAUAAUACUUUCAUGUAUGCAUUAGUUGGAUUAUAAUGGGUUUUAUGAUGAUUAUAAAAGAAACUAGCAGUUUUGUUUUUGUGUGUACAUUUCUCAUAUAUUCUGUAAGACUCCUACCUGGUCCCAAAGAGGAGGCAGAGCAGCUCAGUCAAUAUAGUGAUUAGGGUACAAACUGGUUGAGCAGGGUCUGAUUCCUAGCAUAGACAGCGACUUCCUCUUUGCUGCAAAUUGCAGACUGGCUCUAGGACCCACCCAGCCUACCACAGGGAACUAGAAUAAAGCAGGUGGUGUGCGAAGCUAACCACUCACCUCCAUCUAGUGCUAAGAUUAAGAACGUGUGGAGUAAUACGUCCAUUCCCCCAAACACCUAAUUAAGAUCAGGAACAACUGUACCUUUUACCUGGGUUAUAAGUACCUCAAACUCAACAAUCUUCUCCAGACAAAUCGUUUAAUUUAUUUUGUUCACUAUCAGUUCCUUCCUUUUAACUAAGUAUUUUGCACCCUUCUCUGUAACACUUACAACUGAUCAUGCGAUACAUUGCUUUUACCAAACGGCAUGCUUCAGUGGUUAGCACUCCUGUUUCAUAUUUGAGAGGUCCCAGGUUAAAAUCUCGAUUGAGAAACUGACUGUUCAGAGAUCAUUAGGGCCGUAUUUAGUCCAAGCAAAUGCCAGAACAGUACUUAAAAUUAGGCCAUAAUCACUUCCAUCCAUACAUUUUCCAAUUUAUUAUUCAUUAAUUUUAUUCAGCAUUAUAAAACACAAGCUGUAAAUUUCAUUAAAUAAACCAUAAAUAAAUGAAAUUAUUAAAGCUGCUUUUAUUGCCAAUGGCUUCUUGGUGUUCUGUUAUUUUAUGAACCAAUUAUACAUGGGAUUUCAUUAUGGUAGGCAAGGGCUCAGCAUUUAAAACAUAUUUCAGUAUUAAGAACUACAGGUACUCUUAGCUGCAUACACAGGUUUUUGGAGAUCUUCACCAGUAAACCCUUACUGUGUAAUACAAUUUGGUUGGCAAGGUCACUAAUUUUCCUCAACCGGAAUGGUACUCAUGCUUAUUCCAUCCCUGCCUGCAAUAUAUAAACUAUUUAUUUAUUUCGUCUCUAUAGAUCGUUACAUGAUAUAGGACAAGUCAGUUACUGUACAUUGGCUGAU